Messenger RNA from Purpureocillium lilacinum, 186 nucleotides. NCBI's taxonomy places the organism in Eukaryota, Fungi, Ascomycota, Sordariomycetes, Hypocreales, Ophiocordycipitaceae. The record is from RefSeq and is a predicted model, not a curated record.
AUGCCGAUGCCGAGCACAAUCAGGAUUAUCAAGGCGACGACUAUCCAGAACGCGGCGACGGGGAGGCCAAGGAUUCGUUUUCGGUUGGUGUCUCCAUUUUGUGCAUCCUUUGUUGUUGUUGGUGGCACCACGACUUCCGGGGCCGCAUCUCCCGUCUUCUCCCACGGCGCCAGUUGCUUGUACUGA